AUGGCAGGAAAAGUGAAAUGGGUCACUGAUAUCGAGAAGUCAGUGUUGAUCAAUAACUUUGAAAAGAGAGGAUGGGUCCAAGUGACGGAAAAUGAAGAUUGGAAUUUUUACUGGAUGAGCGUGCAAACCAUCCGAAAUGUGUUCAGCGUUGAAACCGGAUAUCGGCUCUCAGAUGAUCAAAUAGUCAACCACUUCCCGAACCACUAUGAACUGACCCGCAAGGAUCUGAUGGUGAAGAACAUUAAAAGAUACAGGAAGGAGCUAGAGAAGGAAGGGAGUCCGCUGGCAGAAAAGGAUGAAAAUGGAAAAUACCUCUACCUGGACUUCGUUCCGGUCACCUACAUGCUGCCCGCCGACUACAACCUGUUCGUGGAGGAGUUCAGGAAGAGCCCGUCCAGCACCUGGAUCAUGAAGCCUUGUGGCAAAGCCCAGGGAAAGGGCAUCUUUCUUAUCAACAAGCUCUCACAGAUCAAAAAGUGGUCUCGGGACAGCAAGACGUCUUCGUUUGUGUCUCAGUCUACUAAAGAAGCCUACGUGAUCUCUCUCUACAUUAACAACCCGUUACUAAUUGGUGGGAGGAAGUUUGAUCUGCGCUUGUACGUCCUGGUGUCCACGUAUCGCCCGCUGCGCUGUUACAUGUACAAGCUUGGGUUCUGCCGGUUUUGCACGGUGAAGUACACCCCAAGUACCAGCGAGCUGGACAACAUGUUCGUGCAUCUCACCAACGUGGCCAUUCAGAAACACGGGCCCGUGAUGAACAACGACAAGCACUGCUUUGAAUGCUACGGCUACGACAUCAUCAUCGAUGACAAGCUGAAGCCCUGGCUGAUCGAGGUCAAUGCGUCCCCGUCUCUCACCUCCAGCACUGCCAACGACCGGAUCCUUAAGUAUAACCUGAUUAAUGACACCCUCAACAUCGCGGUCCCUAACGGUGAAAUUCCAGACUGCAAAUGGAACAAGUCCCCCCCAAAGGAAGUUCUUGGCAAUUACGAAAUUCUGUACGACGAGGAACUGGCCCAGGGUGACGGGGCUGACCGAGAGCUGCGGAGUCGUUCGGGCCAGUCGCUGGGGCCCAAAGCGAACCGAUCGAGAGACUCAGGGAGAACUGUCCUCACAACCUGGAAGUGA
Molecule: messenger RNA, 1128 nt
Organism: Propithecus coquereli (Coquerel's sifaka)
Lineage: Eukaryota; Metazoa; Chordata; Mammalia; Primates; Indriidae
Gene: TTLL1
Product: tubulin tyrosine ligase-like family member 1
Exons: 8
Coding region: 1-1128 (375 amino acids)
Biological process (GO): protein polyglutamylation; microtubule cytoskeleton organization
Cellular component (GO): cilium
Molecular function (GO): tubulin binding; tubulin-glutamic acid ligase activity
Source: RefSeq, a predicted model, not a curated record